AUGCCGCCGCAGCCGCGCUCGCCUCAAGAGCGCCGCCCAAGUCCUCCCCCUCCCACCGGCGGCAUGUACUACUCCGACGACAUGGAGGCGUUCUACGACGCCUGGGUGGGCCGGGAGGAGCAGAUCGUGGCCGACCUCACGGCGGCGCUCGCGCUCCCGCCCCGGCGCCGGAGCGACGCGCUGGCGCCGCUCGUGGACGCCGCCGUCGCGCACGUCGCCGCCUAUUACGAGCACAAGUCCCGGCUGGCCGACCGCGACGUCGUGGCCGCGCUGGCUCAACCCGCUCGAGCGCACCUUCCUGUGGGCCUGGGGAUGGAAGCCCGCGCUCAUGUUCCGCUUCGUGGAGACCGGCGGCGUCGGCGCGGGGAUCGGCGUGGGACCCGAGCAGCGGCGCGCGCUGGAGGAGCUCCGCGCCGCCACGGCGGCCGCGGAGCGGGAGGUGGACCUGCAGGUGGCGGCCGUGCAGGAGUCGCUGGCGGGGCCACGGGCGCUGGCCGCGCUGCGCAGGCAGCCCCGCGGAACGGCGAGGCGGACGAGGCCGUCGCCGCCGUCGGGCGCUCGCUGCGCGUGCUGCUGGCCGCGGCCGACGCGCUAAGGGGACCGCACGCUGCGCGCCGUCGUCGGGCUGCUCGCGCCGGACCAGGCCGGCGCGAUCGUCGCGGCCAUGCUCAGGUUCCACCUCGGCGUCCGCCGCGCGGGCCGCGACUGGACCUCCGGCCACGGCGGCCAGCGGCGCGUCUAGUGGCGAGCCAACGCCGUACCCCAAUAUGCAUCAGAAAUUCAGAACGGGACUACUUUUUACGUUACGUGCAUGGGAUGUCAGCGUAUGUGUCCGUCCAACAAAUGUUGGCAAUAAGAGGAGUCACGGCAUCUGGUCAUGUGUUUUCCUUCACCAUCACCAUGUCAUGUCUCCAGAGUCCAGGGUCCAGCGUCAUCGUGUUCGUGUGUCGGUCAUGGUCGUCGUCUAAGUCUUUUUUGAAGUCUGUUCGGUUGGCAUGCCGCAUGCCUCAAUCCGGUCGGGUCGCACGUUCUCUCCGUUGA
This is a messenger RNA of Miscanthus lutarioriparius, 1041 nucleotides long. The record is from the annotation of a GenBank genome assembly. Lineage: Eukaryota; Viridiplantae; Streptophyta; Magnoliopsida; Poales; Poaceae.